AUGAAUGAUACCUCUUUUGAAGAUAUUUACAAAUUUGAUGAAGAAAAAGAAAGAAAAGUCUUGCGCGAAGCACCAUGGAAACACGAUCCAUUCUAUUUCAAAUCUGUCCAUAUUGAUGCUGUUGCUCUUUUGAAAAUGCUGCGACACGUGUCGCAAGGAAUGCCUUUCGAGGUCAUGGGCUACGUACAAGGGAAGGUGAAAGACAACAAGUUAAUCAUUUUGGACGCCUUUGCUCUUCCAGUGAAAGGAACGGAAACUCGCGUAAAUGCUCAUGAAGAAGCUGAUGAGUAUAGUGUCCAGUACCAAACCUUGUGCAAGUCUGUUCAUCGAUAUGAAAACGUCGUUGGUUGGUAUCAUUCUCAUCCAAACUACGGUUGUUGGCUUUCAGGGGUUGAUGUUGAAACACAAAAGCAAAACCAGCGCUUUCAAGACCCAUUCGUCGCAAUAGUCAUAGAUCCUAAACGUUCCUUGGAAUCUCAUUACGUCGAUAUCGGUGCUUUUCGCACUCAUCCUGAAAAUAUGAACAAACACACAUUUUCUCCUUUCAAAAACCAAGAUAUCUUUCUCUAUGAUAAUCUGCCUUCCUCCAAAAUCGCCGAUGCUGGUGCCCAUGCCGACGCCUAUUAUUCGCUACCUAUCUCUUAUUUUCAUUCCCCUACGGAAAAGAAAGUUACAGAGUUUUUAAAGACGAGAAAAUGGUCUGAAACCAUAUCCAGUCCGUCAAUCUUAGAGGACCCGUCUUUUUUUAAGAAAUCUGAAAAUUAUCUUUUGGAAUCCAUUGUACAGGCAACUGUAAAACGUCCAUCCUCUAGUGUUCAGGAAUUUGAACAUACCAAACCAUAUUACAGGGAAGCCAAUUCAUUUUUGUCUCAGUUGGAGCUUCAAGAUCGAUUAUUUAAAAAAUGA
This is a messenger RNA of Schizosaccharomyces cryophilus OY26, 906 nucleotides long. RefSeq names its product COP9/signalosome complex subunit Csn5. Gene Ontology annotation, molecular function: protein binding; deNEDDylase activity; metallopeptidase activity. The transcript has 3 exons. The record is from RefSeq and is a predicted model, not a curated record. Gene Ontology annotation, biological process: protein deneddylation. Gene Ontology annotation, cellular component: COP9 signalosome; cytoplasm. Lineage: Eukaryota; Fungi; Ascomycota; Schizosaccharomycetes; Schizosaccharomycetales; Schizosaccharomycetaceae. Bases 1 to 906 code for a protein of 301 amino acids.